AUGGCUCCAUUGCCAUACUCCGUUGGUGAUUGGGUGAAUAUUUCUGAUAGCGACGGCAAACGAAGCCUGGUAGAACAGAAAAUCGUUACCGAGUUCGCUGGAGCUAUUGAUACUGGUGUAUACUCCUUCUUGAAUUUGUUCCGAGAUUUAGGACCCUAUCUCACAUCUGGUGUGGACGGAGUCGUUCUGGCUCGAGCUUUGAGUCUUCUUCCUCCGGUUCUUAGCAGCCUUGAAACCGAGCCAUCUCGUCAGAUUGUAAACACCUUGGUCAAAUACUUCUGUGACCGUCUCGCAAGCCGAGAUCAGGACUCCAGUUUUCGCUAUGGGAUUUAUGAAGUUGCCGCCUCUCUAAGAGUGAUUGUAAAUUGGCAACACUUCAUACCUAGCGAUACUGCUGUGGUAGCAACCGCAAUCUACGGGCUCGCUGAUUUCUCUAUUAUGCGGGAUCUAGCCCCCGCUACUCGGGUCGAGCUCCUAAGGGUCUUGGAUAUCAUCUUUCGCCAGCGAGGUCUAGAUCUCAUCAAGAUGACUGGCGUCGCCUCUCAAAUCAACGGACUCGUUGAGCUCGCUUCCCAUGAAAAGAAUCCUUCAUGCUUGACUCUUCUUUUCUCCUUGUACAUCCAUGUUAGCAAGGAAUGGGAUCUUGAAGCACCACAAAUUGAAAGUUUGUGGAAUUCAUUCUCGAGAUACUAUCCGAUCACCGUGGGCGGAUCUGCUAAAGACCCAAAGCAUCCUUCGAAAGAGACGCUGCGGGAUCUGCUCCUAGGAUGCAUCGUGUCGAAUGAUUCAUACGCUAAAGACGCAAUUCCAAUGUGUCUUGAGAAGCUCGAUACAACUGCGGACUUGUCCGCUGAUACUAAGACCGAGGUCCUGACGACCCUUGCUGCUUGUGUUGAAAAUUAUUCCGUUCCCGCCGUGGCUCCCUUCGCGCCCAAGAUCUGGGACUCUUUAAAAUUCGAGAUCUGGAACGGUGAGGUGGAUGAUUUCAUCAAGUUGUCACUAAAAGUUUUACUUAGUGUAAGUAUAUCUUUGAGCCGUCGAGUCUACGACUGGGAGGAUACGCAAAAUCCUCUGGCCAUUUACAUCAACACUGUGAUCAAAGAAACUAGUGGCCGGAUCCUUGACAUGAGCACUCAGUUCUUACGCAGUAGUGGAUUGAUUCUGUGCUCGGUCGCCUCUGGAUCACCUCUUGCUUUCCAUUUGGUCGCCAAAUCUAUCAUCCCGAGAAUCAAUGUCGUCUGGCAGAAUCUCAAACUCGGAUCCGAAAGAAACCUCCUUCUGGGGGUUUUUAAUAACAUCCUGAUAGCCCGUUUGGCACAGCCGGACAUUGCACCAAGACCAACAACCACUCCGACCUCUAUAAUUGUCGAUGAGAACCCUCAUGCCAUUGCCAAUCUGAAGCAAGGCUUUUCUAAGUUUUCGGAUACUCUUGUUGACGUCUACUUUGGUGCGGUCACUCUGGCAGACGAUAAAGCCCACCUCACGACUGGACAUGGAGCGUCGCCAGAUCCUGUCUUCGGAGCUGCUGCCAUCAAAGGAUUGACGAUGCUAUUUCAGAUUCCAAACUACCUGUCAGUCGCCGAGCAGGGAAUGAUAGUUCAAAAAUUGACAGAUUUCGCAACACAUCCCAGUCAGAAUGCCGACAUCCAGGCUGCAGUUGUGGAAUCGCUUAAUCAGAUAUCUUCGAUCGAGCCGAAGAUAUUCGGUGAUGUCACCUUGUCAACUCUCGUAGACGCCCUUCCUACAAAACUCUCGGAGGAUCCCGAAAAACAGGAGGAAGAAAUGGAGGCAAUUCUGCUUCGGCUUGAGAGCCUCGUCGGUAUCUCGUGCACCAAUGUUUGUGAGAAUGAGUUCCGGGACGGACCUCCGGUUGGUGUCGCGGCCGGCUACUGGCACCGAAAUUUCGAUUCGACGAUGAAGAAGAUUCUCGUCAAAUUGGAGGCAGUGGUUCAACACAAAGGACAGAUGCCCUAUGUUGUUGCAUUACUGGCCACAAUUCUUGACGGUCUGGAAAAGUUCGAGAAGACUUUGGAAAAGGCCCGCAGCCAUGCUCCUCAGCCAGCAUCGCCCAUUCCAAGCAGUGGACCCUAUACAUACAUCGUUAUGGAGCUAUUCCGUAUGACUGUCGCACAGAAGUUUGAUGGAAAUGGCCAGGUCUAUCUGGGUUUGAAGUCGGUCAUCCUGGAACAGGGUUCGGAAGACAAAAUUGUUGAGCUUGUGGGCAAGGUAGCCAUGAUUGCUCUGCGGUCCAAAUUGACAACUGCCUCAAAUAACUUUGUUAUCAACUGGAACUCAACCUUCACAAGAGAGCCAAGCGUAAUUUGGACCUUGUUCACUCACAGUGUGGAUGCCUUGCUUGCCCAGUCCCACAAGAAUCUGCGUGACGGACCGCCGGAUAAGUGCUUGGCAAAUGCUCUGUCUAUGUUCCUGUUGGCGGGUAGUCCAUCGAAGAGCAAUGCUGAAUUGCGAAUUUCAGCCGGUGAUCUGGCUGCGACCAUGAUCUCAAACGCUACCAGUCUUAGAAGCAGAAGCUCUCCCUUCUCCCAGGUUGCUAUGCUCUGGAUGCUCCAGCUGCUUGUAAACAAGUUUGGAGCCAGCAAGGAGACCUUAGAGGAUGGUGGCAGUCUUUUAAGUGUUAUGGAGACCGUUCUCAGCGAAAGUUCGACGAGCGCCGUUCAAACCGUCAAGGCGUACCAAGUCCUGGCCUACUUCACAGCAGCAUCUUUGGCUUCAUUCGAUCCUACAAUGACUACACUCAUUGGGCUAAUGAUUAGCGGUAUCAAAGACUUUAAGCACGGUCGUAAGGUCGCUCAAUCUUUUCGCAUCCUGCUUGACUCUUCCCCAAUCUUGAACGAGGACAACUACUGCACACUCCGCAAGCUACGCAAGCCCCGUCUGUUUACACUGGCCGCCGAGCCUCUCAUUACUCUCUGGCAAAACACCUCAGACAAAGGUCUUAAGGACAACUACCUGAUUGCCCUCGCUGGAAUCCUCUUCUACAUGCCGCCCACCUACCUCACAGAGGGAUCCACCGCUUCGCUGCUCAUGCCACUCAUCCUGGAAGGCGUGACUGUCAUGGACGACGACUGGACAAAGGUAGCCUAUCUCAAGACCCUUGCUAGUAUUACUCCUCUCUGCCCUUCUCUCAUCCAGGAACAUCUCGACUCGGUCAUUACGCGUGUUUCUGAUCGGCUGAGAAACACGUAUGAUGAUCCAUCCGACGGUAGUGUGCAGUGUCGGGUUCUGGCUUUGGAGGUCAUGAUGCUGCUGAUUGCGCAUGUGAAGCCGAGCUUGUUAUUGCAGCGCGCGACCAAGAUGCUGAGGGAGUUGGACUAUGCGAAGGAUGAUGCCGCGUGGGAGGUGAGACAGAAGGCUACGCUGUGCCGCAUCAAAUGGUUCUACUUGGCGGAUAGUGCGUAG
Molecule: messenger RNA, 3420 nt
Organism: Drepanopeziza brunnea f. sp. 'multigermtubi' MB_m1
Lineage: Eukaryota; Fungi; Ascomycota; Leotiomycetes; Helotiales; Drepanopezizaceae
Biological process (GO): iron-sulfur cluster assembly
Cellular component (GO): cytosolic [4Fe-4S] assembly targeting complex
Source: RefSeq, a predicted model, not a curated record